Messenger RNA from Dermacentor albipictus, 2046 nucleotides. It is a transcript of the gene SecS, whose product is annotated as Sec synthetase. Lineage: Eukaryota; Metazoa; Arthropoda; Arachnida; Ixodida; Ixodidae. The record is from RefSeq and is a predicted model, not a curated record. Gene Ontology annotation, molecular function: tRNA binding; O-phosphoseryl-tRNA(Sec) selenium transferase activity. Gene Ontology annotation, biological process: selenocysteine incorporation; conversion of seryl-tRNAsec to selenocys-tRNAsec.
GUAGCCGCUUUCUACGGCGAUCGCCGUUAUCGGCUUCUUGGCGGUCGCGUCACGAAUACGAAACUUGCAACCUUCCUCCUUUCUGUCUUUCUAUCCGCUUUUAAGCCGGUGUUUGGUGAAUGACUGGCCGGAGUUGCAGAGUGAGCAGGAAAAACGUUUCGUUCCCCGUCUUUGCGUGCUUUUUGAACGCUCCGAGUCCGUUCUGAACGAACCGCCAUGAAUCCGGGCAACAUAGCCUUGGCCAAGAAGUACGUCAAGCCGUCGUACGUCGUACAGGCCGGACAAGCCAUCGGCGCGCACGAAUCCAAGGUAUCGCAGUUGCUCGAGCAGGGUCGCAUCCCCGACGACGGCUGGGACGAUGCCACCAUCGAGCUCAUGCUCCAUCAGCUCUCGAUGAUGGACAGCAACAACUUCAUCGGAAACUCCGGCGUCGGCGAACGCGAAGCUCGCAUCGCGUCGACUCUGGUCAGCCGCCGCCACUACCGCAUGGGCCACGGCAUCGGCCGCUCCGGCGACAUCUGCGAAACGCAGCCGAAGGCGGCCGGCUCGAGCCUCAUGAACAAGCUGACAAACUCCAUGCUGCUUCACAUGCUUCAGGCGGCCGGCGUGCCCGCUGCCAAGUCGUGCUUCAUCGUUCCCAUGGCGACCGGCAUGUGCCUGUCCCUCUGCAUGCUCGCCUUCCGGAGGCAGCGUCCGCAGGCGCGCUACGUCGUCUGGUCCAGGAUCGACCAGAAGUCGUGCUUCAAGUCGAUCCUCACCGCGGGCUUCGAGCCGGUCGUCGUCGAGCUUCUGCAACUCGGCGACGAGUUGCAGACGGACAUCGCGGCCAUGCGCGCCAAGCUCCGCGAGCUCGGACCGAAGUCGGUCGCGUGCGUCCUCACGACGACGUCAUGCUUCGCGCCCCGCGCGCCGGACAGCCUCGAGCAGGUGGCGCAGCUGUGCGCCGAGUUCGACGUGCCGCACCUCGUGAACAACGCGUACGGCGUCCAGUGCACGAAGUGCAUGCACCUCAUCCAGCAGGCGUCGCGCGUCGGUCGCCUCGACGCGUUCGUGCAGAGCACGGACAAGAACUUCCUGGUUCCCGUCGGUGGCGGCGUCGUGGCGGGCUUCGACAAGGCGCUCGUCGACGGCAUCGCGCAGACGUACCCCGGUCGCGCCUCGGCUGCCCCCACUAUGGACGUGUUCAUCACCUUGCUUUCGCUCGGCCUGUCCGGUUACAUGAGGCUGCGCGACGAACGGCGCGGCAUGUUCAAAUACCUGCAGGAGAGUCUCGCCAAGGUGGCCGAAAAGCACGGUCAGAGGGUCCUGCGCACGCCCAGCAACCGGAUUUCGAUGGCCAUGACCGUCCCGGCUGGGGACGCCGACGCCGUGACGGGCAUCGGGGCCAUGCUGUUCACCCGUCUCGUUUCUGGCGCUAGGGCCGUGCCCACGGACCGAACGGAACCGAAAAAAGUGGGCGACUGGACGUUCCAGAAUUGGGGUUCGCACUCCAACUGCUACCCGUCUUCUUACCUGACGGCGGCCUCUGCCCUGGGCCUGCAAAAGGAAGAAGUGGACGUGUUUGUGCAAAAGCUGGACAAGGUACUGACCAAAGCAAACAUGGCAGCUCGCCACACAACAAGCAUGCUGCUUUUGCGUAAAAGAUUCUACCGUUUAAUACGGCGGGUGUUCCCUUCUUUGGAGUACGCAGACCACGAGAAGGUCAAGCGACGGCUCAGUUUUGUUUACGCUGUUGCAGCAUGGCAGGGCUUUGCGUUGGUGCUCUAUGUAAUCUACAAACGCAGGGCACCGAAAACCGAAGAAGGAGCCAUCGACUACCCAAAGAUGCUUGCAGGAGCUCAAAAGAAUGCCCACAGCGGCACGAUUAUUUAUUUCGGUCGUGGCAAGCUUUCCAAGGAGCACCUUACUGAAGAGGACCUGGCCAAGAUUCGAGAACAGAAGGAAGCAGCCACAAAGACGGAAGAACAUGAGCCAGCCAGUGCUUAGCAUUACAGCAUAAUAGGGUUGCAGUCUUUGUGAAUACAUGCUACAUCAUCUUGUCAUGAA